Pistacia vera is the source of this 690-nucleotide messenger RNA. Its product is annotated as probable histone H2A variant 3. Gene Ontology annotation, molecular function: structural constituent of chromatin; protein heterodimerization activity; DNA binding. The record is from RefSeq and is a predicted model, not a curated record. Gene Ontology annotation, cellular component: nucleosome. The coding region runs from base 136 to 537 and encodes 133 amino acids. Lineage: Eukaryota; Viridiplantae; Streptophyta; Magnoliopsida; Sapindales; Anacardiaceae. The transcript has 2 exons.
CCCUGUCUCUCUUGUGUCUGUCUCCCACUCGAGCUUCAGCUUCUUCUCUCUUCGUUCCUUCUCUGCUUCGCUUAGUAAAAAUUAAAUUAAUAAAUUAAAUAAAUAAUAUAAAAACCCUGAAAUUUUGGCGGGACAAUGUCAGGCAAAGGAGCUAAGGGUUUGAUUACCGGCAAAACCACCGUUAACAAAGAUAAGGAUAAGAAGAAGCCUAUCUCUCGCUCUUCUCGCGCCGGUCUCCAGUUUCCAGUUGGUCGAGUCCACCGUCUACUUAAGGAAAGGGUUGCAGCAAAUGGAAGGGUUGGAGCCACAGCUGCCGUUUAUUCAGCAGCCAUUUUGGAGUAUCUGACAGCAGAAGUUCUGGAGUUGGCAGGGAAUGCUAGCAAGGAUUUGAAGGUGAAACGUAUUACGCCUAGGCAUCUGCAGCUUGCAAUUCGAGGAGAUGAGGAACUUGACACUCUCAUCAAAGGAACCAUAGCUGGUGGAGGCGUUAUCCCGCACAUUCACAAAUCCCUCAUUAAUAAAUCCUCCAAAGAGUAGUUUGUAGUAAUAUUACCUUCUCAGCUUUGUUGUGUUUGUACUUUAGAGCUUAGGCCAGACAGAUUUGAACGAGGAACAAUGACAAAUAUUCAAUUUGAGGAAUUGGCAUCGAUCGUUCUCAUUCAGUGACAAAAUGAUGAUAUGUUUGUUUCA